Molecule: messenger RNA, 915 nt
Organism: Eurypyga helias (sunbittern)
Lineage: Eukaryota; Metazoa; Chordata; Aves; Eurypygiformes; Eurypygidae
Gene: KCTD6
Product: potassium channel tetramerization domain containing 6
Exons: 2
Coding region: 83-796 (237 amino acids)
Biological process (GO): protein homooligomerization
Molecular function (GO): protein binding
Source: RefSeq, a predicted model, not a curated record
GGAGAUAAGAAGAGGUGCAUUCCGUAUCCUUCCAGCAGCCUUCUGUUGAACUUGGAAUACCGGCGUUCGAGCAAUUGAGCAGAUGGAUAAUGGAGACUGGGGAUAUAUGAUGACUGAUCCAGUCACGCUAAAUGUGGGUGGACACAUGUACACGACAUCCCUCACAACUCUCACGAGAUAUCCCGACUCAAUGCUUGGGGCCAUGUUCAGGGGCGACUUCCCCACUGCCAGGGACUCUCAGGGCAAUUACUUUAUUGACAGAGAUGGACCACUUUUCCGUUAUGUUCUUAACUUUUUAAGGACCUCCGAGCUCACUUUGCCACUGGACUUCAAGGAGUUCGACCUACUUCGGAAAGAAGCGGACUUCUAUCAGAUUGAGCCUCUGAUUCAGUGUCUUAACGACCCCAAGCCGCUGUAUCCCGUGGAUACCUUCGAGGAGGUGGUAGAGCUGUCCAGCACCCGGAAGCUGUCCAAGUACUCCAACCCGGUGGCCGUCAUCAUCACGCAGCUCACGAUCACGACGAAAGUCCACGCGUUGCUGGAGGGCAUUUCGAACCACUUCACCAAGUGGAAUAAGCACAUGAUGGACACGCGGGACUGCCAGGUUUCCUUCACGUUCGGGCCGUGCGAUUACCACCAGGAAGUGUCGCUCCGAGUCCACCUGAUGGAGUACAUCACGAAGCAGGGCUUCACCAUCAGGAACACCAGGGUUCACCACAUGAGCGAGCGUGCCAAUGAGAACACGGUGGAGCACAACUGGACUUUCUGCAGACUGGCGCGGAAAACGGACGACUGACUCUGCGGGAGCCGCGGCCGUGACUAGCGACUUCCUCGGGCAGCGAACCCGAGGCAGUCUGCAUUUGGACUGAAGCAACAGCCUGGGCGCUUUUUUUUUUUUUAUACGACUAUUUAUUG